This is a messenger RNA of Cynoglossus semilaevis (tongue sole), 1174 nucleotides long. It is a transcript of the gene hspb1, whose product is annotated as heat shock protein, alpha-crystallin-related, 1. The coding region runs from base 217 to 828 and encodes 203 amino acids. The transcript is spliced from 3 exons. Gene Ontology annotation, cellular component: nucleus; cytoplasm. Gene Ontology annotation, biological process: protein refolding; negative regulation of apoptotic process; response to heat. NCBI's taxonomy places the organism in Eukaryota, Metazoa, Chordata, Actinopteri, Pleuronectiformes, Cynoglossidae. The record is from RefSeq and is a predicted model, not a curated record.
CAGUCUAGUAGUUUCUGAAGUUAUGUUUGGAGUGUGAGCUGUGGAGGCUUGAGUCAGGGGGCAGGAAUUUACUGAUAGGGUUGUCUGUGUGGGUAUAAAAGCUCUCAGCUGAGAGGCAGGCAACAGUUUGGGAAAAACAUUUUCAAACGGAGCUAAAGGGCUACAGUCAGCUACUCUCCCUUACAACAACACUGCUGCUGCCUAAACAACUCAUCUAUGGCCGAGAGAAGGAUUCCUUUCUCCAUGCUGCGCACACCGAGCUGGGAUCCAUUCCACGACUGGCACCAGAGCAGUCGCCUUUUUGAUCAGUGCUUCGGCAUGCCAGCACUACCGGAGGAUUUUGCCACAUUCCCUAGCACCCACUGGCCAGGUUACAUGAGGCCCUCUAUCAUGGCCCCCAGCAUGACUCCCAUGGUCCCCCACGCCCCUAUGAUGCUCCCUGGACCCAUGAUGGACCAGCAGGCCCGUGCCCUUUCCCGCCAGAUGAGCAGCGGAAUGUCAGAGAUCAAACAGACCCAGGACAACUGGAAGGUGACUCUGGAUGUCAACCACUUUUCACCUGAGGAGCUAUUGGUGAAAACAAAGGAUGGUGUGGUUGAAAUCUCAGGCAAACAUGAGGAGAGGAAGGAUGAGCACGGUUUCAUAUCAAGGAGCUUCACCAGGAAAUACACCCUGCCCUCUGCAGCUAACAUCGAGAAGGUGACCUCCUCCCUGUCUCCUGAAGGUGUGCUCACCAUCGAAGCUCCUUUUAUCAAACCAGCCAUUCAGUCCUCAGAGAUCACAAUACCUGUCACCGUGGAUGACAAAAGUGGUGUGGUGAAGAAGUAAAACGACAAACAGAACUGUGUUGCUCUCUCUCUCUCUCUCUCACACACACACACACACAAAGUGAAAGUCACAUUCAAUCAGUAAAUAACUUUGUCUCUAUAAGCCUUCCCCAGUUUGAGCUAAUUGCCCCUACUCCAAGCUGAACACAUUGUGUGAACACAUCUGCAUCGGUGACAUAAUCCUCCUCUAUCUGCUUUGAAUACACUGUGUAAUUUAAAGUACAUAGGAAUGUUACCAAGGCUUUUCACCAUUUCUCCUUUUAUAAUCAGUAACAAUAGGCUGGCUCCACCUUCUUUGUCUGUGGAAUACAAACAAACAACAAUAACAAUAAAGACAUUAAAAAAUA